This is a messenger RNA of Zingiber officinale, 1172 nucleotides long. RefSeq names its product RING-H2 finger protein ATL58-like. The transcript is spliced from 3 exons. NCBI's taxonomy places the organism in Eukaryota, Viridiplantae, Streptophyta, Magnoliopsida, Zingiberales, Zingiberaceae. Bases 254 to 934 code for a protein of 226 amino acids. The record is from RefSeq and is a predicted model, not a curated record.
GGGUGAAUCUUGUCAAGGUGGACUGACCUGGCCACUCCAAAGAAAAAAAAAUUGCUUUUUCGUCUUCUGUCUGAAUCUCUUCUAUUUUUCGUCUGUCCCGUCCGAUCCAUGAACCACUCAAUUCUAUUCUCGUCAGAUUUUUGACUUGAAUGAAUCUUCGCCAUCUUCGCAGGCAGGGCAUCCUCCCCCAAAGGCCAAAGAUCGCUCCCCAACCUGUCCAUGAAUUGCUACCAAGGUUAGGGUUUUGUUGGUGAUGUCUUGUGGCUCCUCAGACCCACCUACAUACUGCUCAGCUGCUUCUCCUGAGCUGAAGCUCUACCAGGCCUUCAUCUUCUCUGUUCCGGUCUUCUUCACCUUUGUCCUCCUGCUUUUGUUCUAUCUGUCCUACUUGCAGCGCCGCCGGGCGCAUUGGCAAUCCCUCAGAUUGAGGGCCGCCCAGCUCAGUCGAGGAGAAACAUCGAGACGGCCGGGGUCGGGCAUAAAGAAGGAGCUGAGAGAGAUGCUUCCGGUAGUUGUGUUCAAAGAGAGCUUCUUGAUCAGAGAGACACAAUGCUCUGUGUGCUUGGGGGAGUAUCAGUCGGAUGAUCGCCUUCAGAGAAUACCUCAUUGUGGCCACACUUUUCAUGUCGACUGCAUUGAUCAUUGGCUUGCAUCCAACACAACGUGUCCUCUCUGUCGAGUUUCGCUUCUUCCUACAACCAAAUUCACAUCUAGCAUUUCAGAUCACACGGCCAUAGCGAUGGAACAUGGGGUCUUGGACCCCCAACCAUUGGAGAGGCCGACUAAUUCAAGACUUGUCAGCUCCGAAAAUGAAGCAUUUGAUGCACAAAAUGGUGUCGAUGGAUUUGCAGGUUCCAGGAGAGAGGUUGAAGUACAUACAAAUGUUCAGCAAGGGUCAGUGGCAAUUGUAAUUGAGGCCAGUGGAAGUGUUUGAGAAAAGUGCUAGCGCCUAAUCUUCCACGAAUGUUAUUUAAAAUAAUGUGGCAUCUCAGGAUGUAUCAAUAAUUUCAAUUAUCAUGCGAAUGCUUUCUGCAAGUAGUUGAGUCUGAUAAGAGUUUGAUCGAAUGAGGUUGGAGUUAUGCCACUUGCAGUAAACAUGUACUUUAAAAUACCAAAUGUUGUAAACAUUUAACUGUUCAAUGACUGAUAAUGCAGUAGCUAUUGUUUUCGUA